This is a messenger RNA of Melanotaenia boesemani (Boeseman's rainbowfish), 1285 nucleotides long. RefSeq names its product MANSC domain-containing protein 4-like. NCBI's taxonomy places the organism in Eukaryota, Metazoa, Chordata, Actinopteri, Atheriniformes, Melanotaeniidae. The coding region runs from base 87 to 1244 and encodes 385 amino acids. The record is from RefSeq and is a predicted model, not a curated record. The transcript has 3 exons.
CAGCAGCUCUAAGUAAUCAUCCUUCCAAAUAUGUGGGUGCUUUAUCCGUGUUGUGAUCUGACAUGGUGUGACUUAAAUUACGCGCAAUGAACGUUCCAUGGGGUUUACUGACGGUUUUGAGUCUGGUGUGCAACACUGAGUCGAGGUGCUCACCGACCAGCUAUUACAAAAACUGCUGGAUUCGACGGUUCCCGGGUGUUUUCAUCGACAUCGAGGAAUCUCAAAGAAGAGGAGCGCAGCUGCUUAAGUUUUACCAAGAGGAGACCGCGCUGGAAUGUAGCCGCACAUGCUGCCUUACCAGAAAUUUUUCCUGUAAUCUGGCCAUAUUUCAUUAUGAAACCGCUCAAGAAAACGCGAACUGCUUCCACUUGCAUUGUCCCACACUGGAGAGCUGCAUCCUGAGUCUCAAAGGCAACGUUGUACUCUAUAAUGUCACAAAGGGUGUGGAUCCUGACCUGUUGGUGUUUGGAAAAUACUUCACAUCUAACGUCCGUGUGUUACCCCAUCACUAUGGUAGAGUCAACAUCUCCGAUCUGUUGCCUUCAGACAAGCGGCAGUUCAUCCAUCCACCUGCUGUGCUGCCUCUGACCUCUGUACCUUCAGGCAAACCCUCAACUUCAGCGAGAAGAGUGCACAGGACCACGACACAACAGAGCCCCUCUCAGCCUAAAACAGUUUCUACAACUGGAAAAACUCCACCAACCUCAGGAAACCAUGCACAGACAACAAGGCCGACCCCAUCUCCUACUUCUAGCUUUACUUCCCUUCAUCCCUCCACCAUUGUUACCACUUUUGGCCAUCAUGAGCCUGAGACGCCUCCUGCCUAUUCUAGCACAAACACAGAGCCUUCCUCAUCCAUGCCAACCCCUCAUCACACUACCACCCUCCCUCAGUUGGCCAACAGCCUUUCAACUGCCACAACUCUUAUGAGAGACACAGAAAGCAGCAAACAGGCCAAUGACACCAACAUCGGCUUAGGGAGGAACCACACUGCAGGCAGCGAGGGAGUCGGUGGUGAGGACCCCGUAGUGGAGCUGGGACCUGGCUGGCAUGUGGCUGCCCACACUUUAUUGGUUGCAGUUGUCAUUUGUGUCACAGUCCUGCUGAGCUGCUGCUGCUCUGUUCUGCUGGUGGUAAGCUGGAGGGGUCAGAGGAAGAGGAUGGGACGCUACCGUACGUCAUGGAGAGGGAAAAAAGCCUCCAUGCGCCUGAUUAAGUAUGUGCUGGUCAGAGAGAACCCCUGAACAGGGGGACAAGGAGAGAAUGAUGACAGGACGGACAUUUA